AUGAGGGGAUGGUGCUGCCCUGUUGGUGCUGCCCUCUUGCUCCGGUGCUGCGGUUCGGUGACGGAGCGGCUCCGGUGCUGUGGUUCUGCGGUGUUGCCCUGUUUCAGUUUCGCGAUUAUUGACCACCGUGGAGCUGCGGCGGGUUUUGGACGAGGUGCGGCUCAGCGGGAAGGGGUCGGGUGCGGCUCCGGCGGCUUGCGGCUUCUAGUCGGAGUGGCUAGGGCUGAUACUUCGGCUCGGCUCCCACUCCUGGUUCUCUGCGCGGGGUCCUUGGUUUGCUUGCCGAUCGGUUUCGAGUUGCUAGUGGGUACACUAAAGGAGAGAAACUGUAUUAUGGCUUAUGGCAGUAGAAAUGUUUACAAGCACAAUGACGAGGGUGUCAUGAAAAUUCUUUCUAAGAUGGAUCCUGGAAACUAUUUUGUUCAAGUAUAUGUUGAUUCUGUUUCCAUAAAUGAAAAGGGGGUAUGUCAUGAGAAUGAAAGUAGAGGUGAUGAUAAGCAAAAAGGGAUAGCAGUAGAGGCAGAUAUGCAACAUAAAUGUGAUGAUAAUGGCUAUGAGGAUAGCAUAGAUGACGAGUAUAUUCCAGAAGAAGAAAGUUCUGAAUCAGAUGGACUUGAUGGAUUGAUAAUAUCAUGA
Messenger RNA from Striga asiatica, 636 nucleotides. NCBI's taxonomy places the organism in Eukaryota, Viridiplantae, Streptophyta, Magnoliopsida, Lamiales, Orobanchaceae. The record is from the annotation of a GenBank genome assembly.